This is a messenger RNA of Hypoxylon trugodes, 1735 nucleotides long. RefSeq lists its product as uncharacterized. The transcript is spliced from 3 exons. The record is from RefSeq and is a predicted model, not a curated record. Lineage: Eukaryota; Fungi; Ascomycota; Sordariomycetes; Xylariales; Hypoxylaceae. The coding region runs from base 236 to 1642 and encodes 468 amino acids.
AAAAGUCCCAACAUCACGAUUUUUUGCUGUUGCACUCAAGGACAAUGAGAAGUGCUGAGAAAGAAGUGGCUCUGUGUCGAUCUUUAGUCAUUACCCAACACACCAAUUCUAUGAAUGCCAUGAAGAAGUCCUUUGGUCCCGUCUUGUUUCAAACCUACUUGGUUUCCCGCUGUUGUUAGAAAUGCGUGGUACGCCUAACGAUGACCAGCACAACCACCAGCCCCGGUAAGCUGACAUGCCGCUUAUUAGCACCGCGACCGCGACCGUCCGCACUCAUGCGGUGGUGCGCGCCGACGAGGAGUCGCCAUCUAUGACAUCCAUGGAUGUCCCGCAAACGAGUGAUUUCGUAUUAAGCUCAAAUACAUGCGGAUUCACUACGGCUAGUGCGAUUACAUGUGGGCUUGGAUACGAAUGCACGAACGUAGGGGACUUUCGUGGUUGCUGCCUAUCCGAUGAAGACGACUGUUCCUCGACUAUAUACACCACAUGCAUUGAUUACACCGCCGUAUAUGACUCCGCGGACUGUGGAGGGCAUACGCUAUGCUGUCCAGAACGAGUCCCACAUUGCUUUACAUACGCAUUUACGACGGACAACGAACCAGGCGCGACACUCAAGCUCGUCGAAUGCAACCCAUCCCAAGGAUUCGGGGAAUUAUUCCCCUAUCCACCGGAGCUAACGAUGACUCCGGAUAUAUCAUCGACAGACUCGGGUUCGCCGUCAAACCCCAGCUCACCUACAGAUACCGAUUCUUCAAAUUCCUCUAUAUCCGGCGGCGCAAUCGCAGGUAUCGUAGUCGGGGCCGUCCUGGGUAUCAUUCUCAUCGCCAUAGUCGUAGCCUUCAUAUGCCGAUCCCAACGGAAGAAACAACAUCAGGCCCCGGCUGUUCGCCCUUCGAUUAGCCCCCCACUUCCCAUCAAGACAACAGAUAGUUCACCGGACAGCUCGCCGACGGUGGAGAAAGACCAGGCAAGGGCACGAGCCGUGGCAACAGUAGAAGGCGCAGGGGUAGGUGCAGGAGCGGAAGCCGGGCCAGCAAAGACGAAGAGCAGACGAUCAGCCCGUCGAUCUUUUCUCCGCCCACUCUCCAUGAUCCGCGAGCAACCUAGUCCUAUCCCAGGUGCUAGAUCUAACGGCAUCUCCCCCGUAUCUCCUACGGGGACGACGCGACAAAGCUACGGACUUAAUUGGCCUCUCGUUCCGAGCAGCCCCCUGGCUUCUCAUCCGGUCGACGAGACCUUGAAGAAACGCCUAAGCGACGGCCGAUUUGGACUUAUGAACCCGCCUGGGCCGGAUGGUGCUGGCUUAGGACAGCGUUUGCCUGCUUUACAGCUAGCUUCGCUAACAUCGGGGAAUAUGCCGACGAGGAGUCUAAGUAGUACAUCUGCGAGUACUAGGGGUCCGCGACAGCCGUUUUCGUCGAUUGGUGGGCGUGUGAAUAAGGCUAUGGAUAGAUACAGUGCGGAUAGCGUUCUCGCAACGGGGUCGACAUCGGCGUCGGCUAUGAAGGUUGCGGAUCCGGAACCGGUAUCGCCGAUCGAGAGCGAAGAGGAGGAGCCUGAAGAUGUUCAGAGGUUUAGCUUUGUGUCUGUGCCUAGUGCAAAAGAUGAGAUAGUGUCCCCCUUGGAGGCGGACGGAGGGUAAUGGUGGGGAGAGUGGAAAUGGGGCGGGAAGAGUAAGUCCGCUGAAGAAUACACGAACAAAUGCGGAAUCAUAAUGUAUAAUUCAUAUUUCUAU